This is a messenger RNA of Diorhabda carinulata, 1803 nucleotides long. It is a transcript of the gene Dbp21E2, whose product is annotated as probable ATP-dependent RNA helicase DDX28. The transcript has 4 exons. Lineage: Eukaryota; Metazoa; Arthropoda; Insecta; Coleoptera; Chrysomelidae. The coding region runs from base 264 to 1709 and encodes 481 amino acids. The record is from RefSeq and is a predicted model, not a curated record. Gene Ontology annotation, molecular function: nucleic acid binding; ATP binding.
ACAGUUUGAUUUAAUUCAUAUGACGUAUUAACUGCAAGUAUCAUUUCAGUGUCUUUCCAAUAGUAAUUUAAGUUUUAUUUUGCUGUGUAAACACAGCUUUAUUUAAUGGAAAAAAAUCGAUUAUAUAUCGAUACGAUCUGAAUUACAAUUUGUAAAAACAUAACCUACAACGUGAAAUAAACCACACAAUGUUUAGGGCUAAUUUACAUUGUUAUUACAAGUAAAUUAUAUUAAUUUAAGUGAAAACUACUUCGAAUUUAGAAAUGUUAACCAGUUCAAAAGUUUUAUUUAAACAUAAUGCGAUAAAAGAAGUGUUUCAAAGUGCGUUUCUAUCACAAGCCGUACCUAAAUUGAAGAAAAAAGGACGAGAUUUACUUAUCAGUUGUAAACGCUCAAAUCUAAAUCAUUACGCCGGUGUUUAUUAUAGUAAAUUAGAUGAAGUACCUUUAGCUUCGAAAGGAUGGGCGCAUUUAAAAUCUAGAGGAGACGUAUUUACCGUAAAUAAAUUAGAAGAUGUAAAAACCCCGACGUAUUCAUUUCAAGACGUAGGUAUACAUACAAGUUUAAUCCCGGUUUUGAAGAAUCUAUAUAUAAACAAAUUAACGGAAUUUCAAUAUAGAGCUAUUAAUGAGAUACGUUUAGGAUACAACGUGAUGAUUGCUGCAGAAACCGGUUGUGGUAAAACACUAGCAUACCUCUUACCAAUAGUACAAGACUUGAUUAACAAAAAAGCUGAAAAUCCAAAUACUCCAAGGGCGGUCGUUAUAGUACCUAAUAGGGAAUUAGCUUACCAAGUCGGAGAAAUAGCGGAAUUAUUAGGCGAAGCUGUUGGAGUUGUAGCAAAAACAGUCGUCGGGGGUAAAACUAAAUCUCUAAUGAUGAAUCCCAUUUUUGAGGACAUUGAUAUUUUAGUAGCCACCCCAGGAGCUUUAGGAAAACUUUCAACCGUUGGGAUAUAUAAAUUAAACGAGGUAAAAUUCACGGUAUUAGACGAAGCAGAUACUUUAAUCGACGACAGUUUCGUAGACCGAAUGGAAAGUUUAAUAAAACGAAUGCCGCAAUCGCAAAAUUUGUUAGUUUCGGCGACGAUACCGAGAAAACUUCCACCGGUAUUCGAGCCUAUAGAAAUGUCGUUACGACACGUCGUUUCGCCGAAAAUCCACAAACCGCUUUUGAAUAUAACCCAGAAAUUUUUGAGGUUAACUAAAUCUUCGAAACCGGGUUACUUGUUACAGUUAGCUAAAGAAAACACUCAACCGAUGUUGAUAUUUUCGAAUAAGAACGAAACUUGCAACUGGGUGGCUUUGUUUUUGAGAGAAAACGGCAUAAAUUGCGCGAACAUCAACGGCGACAUGAAUUAUUUCAUCCGAAUAGACCAGUGGAAUCGGUUCGCAGGAGGUGACGUCAAGAUAUUAUCGGCUACGGAUGUUGGUAGCCGAGGGUUGAAUACCGUGCAAGUUAGACACGUUUUGAAUUACGAUUUUCCUUUAUACGCCGCCGAUUAUUUGCAUAGAAUCGGACGAGUUGGAAGAUUGGGUAGUUCGGAAUCGUGUAAAGUCACCAAUUUCGUAGCGGGCUUACAGGAAGUUAAAAUGGUCCAACAAAUAGAGCUCGCGAUAAGGAGGAAUGAACCGUUGGACAACGUUGAUGGUAAUAUAACGAAUUUAGUCCAAAGGAAAAUAGAGAGGAAUCAAAGGGAAGCGGCUUGAAAGGGAAAUACGUAUAUUCCUGAAAGGGGAAAAAUAAUAAAUUGUAUUAUCAAUUAAAUAUAUUUACAAUAAAUUAUCAUUAAAUAACGUAAAA